Molecule: messenger RNA, 219 nt
Organism: Zychaea mexicana
Lineage: Eukaryota; Fungi; Mucoromycota; Mucoromycetes; Mucorales; Lichtheimiaceae
Exons: 2
Coding region: 1-219 (72 amino acids)
Source: RefSeq, a predicted model, not a curated record
AUGAAGUUCUCUACCGCUGCUACUGUUCUUUUCGCCAUGUUUGUCGUUUCUGCUGCUGCCCUUCCCCGUGGAAGAGACGGUGGCGAUGACACUGUCGACGUUGAUGGCUGUAUCGAGCAAGGUGAUUUGUCCGGCCUUCUUCCCGGCGUCCUCCAGGAAGGCAUCCUUUCGAACAACCACAGAGUGUGCAAGCAAGGCGUCAAGGACGUCGACCACUAA